Lathyrus sativus (Indian pea) is the source of this 2502-nucleotide messenger RNA. The record is from the annotation of a GenBank genome assembly. NCBI's taxonomy places the organism in Eukaryota, Viridiplantae, Streptophyta, Magnoliopsida, Fabales, Fabaceae.
AUGUCCCUGAAUUCAGAAAUAUCAGCUUCUAGCACCUCCGGUAGAGAUUGGUUCUUCCCCUCGCCGUCUUUCUCAUCGUCACAACACGCCCGCCGAUUAUACUCUAACUCAAACCCCACGUCCACUUGUCCCCCGGGAAUACGUCGUCGCCGCAUUAAGUUCCCUCGGACUCCUACUUCCACUAACGAUAAACCUCAGAUUGUCGAUGCAAAACAGGUUUCUGUGAAGGAUAAUCUUAUCUGCCUCCCGCGCUUUCGUUUCCAGUUUGCCCUACUGACUUUGACUAUUGCGCUUUUCUUGCUUCUGCUACUUGUCCGACUAAAUAACUUGCAGGCUGAAAUUCUCCAACUCAAUCUCAGAUUACACACCUGCCAUAACUUGGACACCUUCAACGUUACUAGCUUCACUACCCAACCUCCUUCGCCUGAAUACUUCACCAGAAACCUUUCUCUCACUUUCUCCUUCACACUUUUACUUGUCCCUCUUUUCAUUUUUAAGUACGUUGACUAUGUGUCCAAAUCAAGAUGUGCCGACAACAUAUCAGAACAAGUUUCUCUCAACAAGCAAAUUGCCUACCGGGUUGAUGUCUUUUUAUCAGUUUACCCAUAUGCUAAACCCCUUGUCUUGUUAUUUGCAACACUUCUACUAAUCUUUAUUGGAGGGUUGGCCCUUUUUGGUGUAACUUCUGAUGAUUUAGUGCAUUGCCUCUGGUUGUCUUGGACUUAUGUUGCUGACUCUGGCAAUCACGCCAACUCCCAAGGAAUUGGUCCAAGGUUAGUUGCUGUUUCUAUUAGCUUUGGAGGGAUGCUUAUAUUUGCAAUGAUGCUUGGCCUUGUGUCGGAUGGAAUUUCUGAGAAGUUUGAUUCACUGAGGAAAGGAAAAAGUGAAGUGGUUGAGCAAAAUCAUACUUUGAUUCUUGGUUGGAGUGAUAAAUUGGGUUCAUUGCUAAAUCAACUUUCCAUAGCCAAUGAGAGUCUGGGUGGAGGAACCGUUGCAGUGAUGGCUGAGCGAGACAAGGAAGAAAUGGAGCUUGACAUUGCAAAAAUGGAGUUUGACUUCAAAGGAACAUCUGUCAUAUGCAGAAGUGGCAGCCCCUUGAUUUUGGCUGACCUGAGAAAGGUUUCUGUGUCAAAGGCACGCUCAAUAAUUGUCCUUGCUGAAGAUGGGAAUGCUGAUCAGAGUGAUGCCCGAGCUCUGAGAACAGUCUUAAGUCUGACUGGAGUCAAAGAAGGAUUACGAGGGCACAUAGUGGUUGAACUUAGUGAUCUGGACAAUGAGGUCCUUGUUAAACUUGUGGGCGGUGAUCUUGUUGAAACUGUUGUAGCUCAUGAUGUCAUUGGUCGCUUGAUGAUUCAAUGUGCUCGGCAGCCUGGACUUGCACAGAUUUGGGAAGAUAUACUUGGUUUUGAAAAUUGUGAAUUCUACAUCAAAAGAUGGUCGCAGUUGGAUGGCAUGCAGUUUGAAGAUGUAUUAAUCAGCUUUCCUGCUGCAAUUCCAUGUGGAAUCAAAGUUGCAUCAUAUGGUGGUAAAAUCAUUUUGAACCCAGAUGACACCUAUGUUAUGCAAGAAGGAGAUGAAGUUCUGGUGAUUGCAGAAGACGAUGAUACCUAUGCCCCGACAUCCUUUCCUACGGUAUGGAGGGGAAGCUUACCCAAGGAUUUUGUUUAUCCAAAGUCUCCAGAGAGAAUACUUCUUUGCGGUUGGAGGCGUGAUAUGGAGGACAUGAUCAUGGUUUUGGACGCAUCUCUAGCGCAUGGGUCAGAGCUCUGGAUGUUCAAUGAUGUUCUAGAAAAGGAGAGGGAAAAGAAGUUAACUGAUGGUGGCCUUGAUAUAAAUCGGUUGGAAAACAUUACACUAGUUAAUCGUGAGGGGAAUGCCGUUAUACGUCGUCACUUGGAAAGCCUUCCGUUGGAAUCAUUUGAUUCAAUAUUGAUUUUGGCAGAUGAAUCAGUCGAGGAUUCAGCCAUUCAAGCUGACUCUAGAUCUCUUGCCACUCUACUUUUAAUUCGUGACAUACAAGCUAGGCGUCUUCCUUAUGUAGCAAUGGUCAGUCAAGCUCAUGGAGGAAGCUUUUCAAAAGGCUCAUGGAUUGGUGAAAUGAAGCAGGCUUCCGAUAAAACAGUUAUAAUUAGUGAAAUUUUGGAUCCUAGGACAAAAAACCUUUUGUCUAUGUCAAAAAUUAGUGAUUAUGUUUUAUCAAAUGAACUUGUCAGCAUGGCUUUGGCGAUGGUUUCAGAAGAUCGGCAGAUAAAUGACGUAUUGGAGGAGCUCUUUGCGGAGCAGGGAAAUGAAAUGCAUAUACGACAAGCAGAUCUUUACCUGCGCGAAAGUGAGAAAUUGAGUUUCUAUGAAAUAAUGUUACGAGCUCGGCAAAGGAGAGAGAUUGUGAUUGGAUACCGUUUAGCAAACGCAGAAAGGGCUGUUAUUAACCCCGCGGCAAAGAGUGAGAGACGGAAGUGGUCGCUGAAAGAUGUUUUUGUGGUGAUUACUGAAAAGGAAUGA